AUAUUUUUAUUUACACCCGGAAAGUCUUAAGGGAAAACGCGUCGUUUUCAGCAUAAUUUUGCAUUCUCUUUUUAAAUUAAAUUAAUUUAAGUGCAAAUCAAGUGUUAAACAUGACAAUGGCACAUCCUUCUGUCGAUUUAGUGGAAGAAGAUGCAGCAGAUCUUCAAUUUCCCAAAGCAAUUAUUUCAGCAGAUUCUUCUAAAUUUUCCAAUAAACCAUCACUAGAACUAUCAAGUUACUCAAACAGACCUAAAUUGCUAUGCAGUUCCUGCUCAGGGAAUCUCUGUGAGCCUUUUGUUAAAUGUCUCGAGUGUCCGGAUAUUUUAUGUGCUCCUUGUUUUGCUUCCGGGGCUGAAACCCGGCAGCAUAGAAACUUCCACUCAUAUACAAUCUAUCAGGAUAAUUUUCCCAUCUUUCCCGGAUCUACGUGGACUGGGAAGGAAGAGAAACUCCUGGUGAAUUUGGUGGGAAAGUAUGGAUUUGGUAAUUGGAAUGAUAUUGCGAAGUUUAUGGAAAAAUCAAGCCGGGAAUGUAAAAAUCACUACCAUAAGUUCUACCUUCAAGGAUUUGUGGGUAGAAUGAGUGGGGUGGAUGAGGAGCCAUAUUUCCGGGAAUGUCGCCCUUAUUGGGCGAAAACUGAAAACGCCAGGCUAUUUAGAUUCCUUCCGGAGUCUCUGCAUGGUAAGGCUCUGGCCGGAUAUCGUGCAGCACGGGGAGAUUUUGACAUCCCCUACGACCGCACAGCUGAAAGUAUCCUCAAUGGGGUGGACACAGAUCCUUGGCCAAAUGAAGAAGACACAAUUGCAGCAGAAACCCUCAAUUGUAGCAUCUUCCGGGCUUUUAAUCAUCGUCUAAGGGAACGCCACAGAAGGUAUCGAGUUAUUCGAGAACAUGGUCUCCUGGAUCACCAAUCCUCAGCAACUCGGCUGCGAGGCAUAGAAGAAAUCCUCUCAGUGGGAAAUCCAUCCAUACCCAAAGCCAACAAUUCCUUGAGAUUUGGUGCUUUUAUGCAGCUUCUUUCCGCUGAGGAGUUUGAUCUUCUCGUGAUACGCCUGAAGCAUUCCCAGGAUCUCCGGUGCUACCUUCAGAAACUUCAUGAAUUGCGCCGUCUGGGAGUGACAUCAAUUCACGGCGGAAAACUCUACCACAAACUCCUGGCAGCAAGAAAUCUCCGGAUAAAACAGGAAGCAAAUGAGAGAGAAUCUCUAGAAGGGCCGGAAAAUAUUUUUCCGCAAGGCAGGAAAAGUAAUCCCAUUGAUAUUGUGGGACUUUCCGGCUACGAUAAACUUUCAGACGAUGAAAAGCAUAUCUGCAGCACUUUGAGACUCGAACCCAAUGCCUUCUUUGCUCACAGAGAUACUCUUGUAGGAGCAAAUGCCAAGCAUGGUCAUUUGCCUCUGGGUGAGGCAAGAAAACUCCUCAAGAUCGAUGUCAACAAGACGAGAAAGCUCUAUGAUUUCCUCAUAACUCAGGGACUCAUCAAUAAACCAGAAAACUAAAUUACCAAUAAAAAAAAUGUAGAAAAGACAAUUCCUUCCCACAGCAUCCCUCUGAAAGUCCUCUUCAUCUGCUUUCUUCCACAGAAUUCGAGAAUGCCGAAACCCUACUGAUUAGUGAAGUUCACAUGCUCCUGGAUCACCGAAAGAAACUCAAUGAAUCUGCAGAUGAAGAACAGGAAUUCUCAGAGGUUUUCCUCAAAACCUACAGCUAUACAGACAUUUUCCGGAAGUUCAAGAACAAGGAGACCAUUGCAGCUGUUCGGAGUUUGCUAAUGCAGAAGAAAUUACACAAAUUUGAACUAGCAGCCCUGGGGAAUCUCUGUCCAGAGGCACCUGAAGAAGCCAAGGCACUAAUCCCAUCCCUAGAAGGACGCUUUGAAGAUGAAGAAUUACGACAGAUUCUCGAUGAUAUUGGCACAAAGAGAAGUUUGCAGUAUUAAAGACAUUUUCCCAGCUCAAACUCGCUUGGCUGCCUCGCGAGGGAGAGCAAUAAUGUAA
This is a messenger RNA of Phlebotomus papatasi, 1997 nucleotides long. It is a transcript of the gene Ada2a, whose product is annotated as transcriptional adapter 2A. Gene Ontology annotation, molecular function: protein binding; chromatin binding; transcription coactivator activity. The record is from RefSeq and is a predicted model, not a curated record. The coding region runs from base 111 to 1499 and encodes 462 amino acids. Lineage: Eukaryota; Metazoa; Arthropoda; Insecta; Diptera; Psychodidae. Gene Ontology annotation, cellular component: SAGA-type complex; nucleus. The transcript is spliced from 3 exons. Gene Ontology annotation, biological process: regulation of transcription by RNA polymerase II; chromatin remodeling.